AUGCCAAAGGCCACAACUCCCACCGCCGGCCGCCAGGGUCGGCGCCACAAUCCCCUUGAAGAAGAUGUCAUUGCGACUGGAGUCCUGCGAACCAAGCCUGGGAAGAGAAAGUCCAAGGACCGCGACGAGAAUGACGAGCACUAUGUGGAUUCCAAAGCCUCGAAGAAUAUCCUGCGCAUCGGUCGCCAGCUGGAUGAGGAGGAUGCAGAGACACGAGCUCAGCCCCCAUCAGCCACAAUUGACAACUUUGGCUACGACUCUCGCUUUGAGGACGGGCCCGAGGAGGAGAACCAGGUCUAUGGCGAUGACGACGAGGCCUGGGGCGACGAGGAUGAAGUUGUCGAAGAGAUCGAGGUCGACCCCGAGGACCUCGAGACCUAUAAGAAGUUUAUGCCAGAUGAUGAGGAUGAUCUGUUAAAGCAUGGCUGGGAUCGCCGGCCAACUGGCGACGAGCAAGAGAGCGAGACCAUUAACCUGGCUGAUCUGAUCCUGGAAAAGAUUGCCCAGCAUGAAGCUGGCGAGGCUAGGAAGGCCGUCGGAGUACCAGACGAAGACUACGAACUGCCACCAAAGGUCGUGGAGGUCUAUACAAAGGUCGGUCAGAUCCUUUCUCGCUAUAAGUCCGGACCUCUACCAAAGCCCUUCAAAAUCCUACCGACUAUCCCCCACUGGGAGGAAAUCAUCGAAGUCACAAGGCCUGAGAGCUGGUCGCCAAACGCCUGCUACCAAGCGACGAGAAUAUUCGUGUCCAGCAAGCCCCAUGUCGUGCAGCGAUUCCUCGAGAUUGUGGUUCUGGAAAAGGUCCGGGAGGACAUCUAUGAGAACAAGAAGCUCAACGUGCAUCUGUUCAACAGUCUAAAGAAGGCGCUUUACAAGCCCGCGGCUUUCUUCAAGGGCUUCCUGUUCCCCCUGGUUGGCAGCGGGAGCUGCACGCUCCGAGAGGCACACAUUAUUUCAGCUGUCCUUGCAAGGAUUUCCAUCCCCGUCCUUCAUUCCGCAGCUGCUCUCAAAGGUCUUUGCGACAUCGCGGCCCAAGAGGCUUCACAAGGCACAGAGGGAGGCGGUGCAACCAACAUCUUCAUCAAGACGUUGCUUGAGAAGAAGUACGCUCUUCCAUACCAGGUUAUUGAUGCACUUGUGUUCCACUUCCUGCGAUUCCGAAGCGUCGAUCCUGCCUCAAUCAGGAAUGGGGACGCCAUGGAUGGCAUCGAGCGUGAGGGAGAUGCCAAGACGAAGCUGCCUGUGAUCUGGCACCAGAGCUUGCUGGCCUUUGCUCAACGAUAUAAAGGAGAUAUCACCGAGGAUCAGCGCGAGUCUCUGCUGGAUCUUCUUCUGAGCCACGGCCACAGCGCCAUUGGGCCUGAGGUCAGGCGAGAGCUGCUCGCCGGUAGAGGACGAGGAGUGCCGCUUGAACAGCCAGCAAUGGCCCUAGAUGGAGACGAUACCAUGAUCAUGGAUUAG
This is a messenger RNA of Clonostachys rhizophaga, 1461 nucleotides long. The record is from the annotation of a GenBank genome assembly. NCBI's taxonomy places the organism in Eukaryota, Fungi, Ascomycota, Sordariomycetes, Hypocreales, Bionectriaceae.